GUUAGUACCCAUUUACAGAUGUCAGGACUUGAAGGCGUAUGCUGUCUAUGAGGACGAUCAUAGUUUCAUUUUAAAACACCUGGAGGCUUCGUUAUCAUUCCUACAGGUGUUCCUGACCAGGCGAGUGUCGUCUUUAACGCUAAACUAGAGCUAGAGAUAUUAUAUGGUCUAUGGUAGUUGAUCACCCGUAGUGAGGGGGUUUGGUUCAGGUCCUUGUAACUGUGAGAGAUUUGUCUGCCGAAGUCAAUUUCAUUCUUCGGGCAUUGCAAAACUGUGAAUGAUUUCCUAUUCUUGUUGUCGUUGGUAUGAUUAAUAAGAAAAUGGCAAAGAGGGCUAACUCUGUACUAAUGAAGACUUAGCGGGUUUUUGGCGCUGGAGGUCAACAAAAACAAUACGAGGCCCGAUUUAGCGGGAAUGAUGUUCGAAACGUGAUAUGAAAUUCAUUUUUGAAGCUAAUAGUGUUUCCUAAUUCCAAUCCAAGUCCUACUCUCGCAGUAAAGAACAAAAAAUCCAGAAAUCAAUAGCACUAGAUAACCCUAAUGCAUAUUCAAGAGAAAAUGGUGAGUCAGUCUCUCUCUCUCUCUCUCUCUCUCUCUUUACCUGUCAAUACAUUUUCAAAAUGAAAAAAGUUAAGUAUAUCUUAGUUUAACCAGACCAUUGAGCUGAUUAACAGCUCUCCUAGGGCUGGCCCGAAGGACUAGAUAUUCUUACUUGGCAAGGAACCAAUUGGUUACCUUGCCAAGUAACAGCUUUUUGUGAGAUCCUAAACGCAUUAUAUGGAGAAAUUAAUUUCUAAUCACCAGAAACAAAUUCCUCUGAUUCCACGUUGGCAGAGCAGAGAGCACGUCAACCGCUCGUCCAACCUAAGAAAUUAUAUACUUCUAUACUGAAAGAUAAAUUGCUUUGCAGCACUUAUACUGAUUUGAAUAUCAACUGACGAUUGACGAGUGGAGUCAAUGUACCGGAAUGUUUUAAGAAAUAGCGGCUGUUAGAGGUAUAUACUCUACAUCAAUGGGGUCCAGUUUAAUCAUUCUCAACUAAGGUCCAAAAUGAAUUACCUGUAGCUUAUGAUUUUCAGACUGUGAAUAGGGAGAUGUGGAGAAGACUCUUAUGCUGCCAAUAUUCGAUGCUGGUCCUGAUGGCGUGUUUGUAUGUGCUUGGCGUAGCAAGGACGUUGCUCAUAGGACGUCUUCCCAGGCCUUUGGAUCCCGGCCAGAGGAUCCAGGAAGAAGCCUCGACAUCGAACGCUUCACUUCCACCUGAGGAGACGCCCCCCCAAAUUCGGCAUCCGUAUUACCUUCCGGAAUGUUACGCCUACGAAGGCCUGAGGGCGAGGUUCACCUGCAGCGACGACAUCCACUCCUUCAGAAAUUACUCCUACGACGACAUUUUGGAAUGCGCCUCUGAUCUGUGGGAGGUCAUCAGGAACAGAAGCAUCCCCAACCCUUGGAAAACUCCUGGGUCUUCCUCAUCUGUUCCUUCGCCUUCAGCACCGGACGCCCUGGCUGCAUCACAGCGACCAUCGGUGCACUUGGUCAUGGCAGGAGAUUCUCAUAUCAGAAAUAUCUUCGAAGUCUUCUUAAGGCGUAUGGCGAAUCCUCGGGUCAAGUACCGAACUGCUAGAAUGGAAGAGAAUGACUGGAGGGACUCUGAGGACCUUUUUGCAUCAUGGAAGUGGAACACCCACGAAUUCUUCCACGAGCUCCUUCAUUUAGACGUUCCACUGAGGAUCACCUUCUACUGGGAUCCUUUCCUGGAAACGCUUCCCCAAUUAUUGUCCUCCUGGACGGCUGGAAAUGACAGCAAUCCAACCUAUUUACUCAUAGGUUCAACGCUGCAUUACAUGGAAAAAACCAAAACGAUUUUCUUGACGAAAGGCCCUGAAGAUGCCUCCAGGUCAUUUGUCAAUCACUUGAAGGUCAUCUCUCCCCAGCUGGCGGCGUUUUCGAAGACCACACCGGUGGUCUUCAAGCUUCAGGAUCAUUUGCAGAAACAUCACAGAAACCAAAUAGAAACCCGCCAAAACAUCGAUCGUUACAACAACAUCGCCAGGGACGUGCUGCCGAAGAGCGCCUCCUCCUUCGUCGUGUGGAGCAGCACCGUCCCUCUGUCGGAUCUCUACUUGGAGGUGUGCCGAAGGGAGGGCUCCGUCCUCCCUCACAAUUUCGACUGGAGGUGUUACGAUGAGAAGCACUUGGGAUACAUCGUGAUAGAUCAGUACCUCGACAUGUAUUUGAAUGAUAUUUGCUGUUGUUUCAAAAGAGGAAGAAGGUACGCUGUGGAAUAGUUAAGCAAAGGAUGUCUGUUUUAAGGUAGGAAGGUGUAUCAUGUGAUAAUAUGAGCAAAAUCAGUCGAAAUACAAGUAAUGUAGUAGAAAGACUAAGACCCAUUAAAAGCCUGGCCAGUCUGCUUAACCUAAGCAUACUCCUCCUUUGAAUAAUGCUGCUUAUUUUAAAAAGAUGCUGUUUAUAUGUGGUGUAUCUUGUCGAAAUAACAUGAUGAAACUGAAAUCAUAACAGCUUAGAUAGGUACCACGAAAUUAUGAUUCGUGGCCAAAUUAAAGUGAAAAGUAGUUUAAUGUAUGAUUUGAUAAUAGUGUAUAUUAAUUUGAAGAGUGAGACAGACUAUCACACCAACAUUAUGUUACGCCACGAAGGAGAUAAUAAUUCAUUUUAGCAUUUACUAAACCAUCUUUCUCAUGGUACUGUUUGUGCAGCCGGAUUGCGAGUACUUUCUGAGUAUGGAAGGUUAAUAUAUAUCAUACCUCCUUGUAUGUGUUAGAUGGCCCUCUCUCAAGCUAGCUGCUUUGUCCGGCACGGUGUGAAGGGAACGGAUGUAUCGAUCAAAUUGUCAAGGAUUUGUAAAGUGAAACAGUGCUUAAAAAAAUAUAGUAUAUGCGUGCGUUCUUGUCAAGUCACGCAAAAGUUUACUGGAUAGAAAUCUCUCUAUAAGGUCUCGGAUAUUUCUGUAUAUAUCAUUAGAACCUCUGCUUAGGGCGUCAUGUUUAUAGGCAGUUUCCUUAUUAUUAUUAUUAUUAUUAUUAUUAUUAAGUACCACUAUUUAAGAGAAUGGAAGAAUAGCAUAAUUUAAUUGAAAUGUAAGAACCAGCUCGAUAAACGUAUAAAUACAGAGAUCGCUUCACUCCAGAAUCAGGCCGGACAUUAAAAUAAUUAGGCUUCACGAGUAAUCGGAUAGAUAAGCACAUGACAUUUUGAAUACCAAUAAUCAAAUCUGAAAAUAUCAUACGAAUUAAUCCUAAUGCCUUAUUGACAUGUGUUGCCGAGACAUGAAAAUGAUAAUGUAAAUUU
Molecule: messenger RNA, 3308 nt
Organism: Macrobrachium nipponense
Lineage: Eukaryota; Metazoa; Arthropoda; Malacostraca; Decapoda; Palaemonidae
Exons: 5
Coding region: 1094-2287 (397 amino acids)
Source: RefSeq, a predicted model, not a curated record